This is a messenger RNA of Zymoseptoria tritici IPO323, 900 nucleotides long. RefSeq lists its product as uncharacterized. Gene Ontology annotation, cellular component: endoplasmic reticulum; cytosol. The record is from RefSeq and is a predicted model, not a curated record. Bases 258 to 803 code for a protein of 181 amino acids. The transcript is spliced from 2 exons. NCBI's taxonomy places the organism in Eukaryota, Fungi, Ascomycota, Dothideomycetes, Mycosphaerellales, Mycosphaerellaceae.
GCGCAUUGGUGUAUUGAACAAACGAACACCAGCUGAAUAGCCUUUGAAUAUCUGCUCUGGUUUCUCGAGAUUUGGCUCCACCGCAUCGGUCCUCACGAAUCGACACCUCCACCUCUCCUUGACCGUCAACUCCCGCAGACCGAAGCCCACCAAGUUACCGUCCCAACAUCUACGACCGAGAAGAAGGUGGAACAUACAUUGCUACAGCUGAAGGGUUCUGGAGCCUGAAUCGAGCAGACAACUAUCACAUCGCCAAAAUGGCCUCGCCAUCAACGCGGAACCUCAAUUCGCCCCAGUCGAGUGCGGCGAUCAUCUUGGGACGACAGUUCAAGCAGAUGCAAACAGACAAGGAUAUACCUGGAAUCAGCUGUGGCUUAGUAGGAGAGAGCGUCUUCGAGUGGGAAGUCAUGCUCAUGUUGAGCGACGAGCAGGACAGCUUGUAUGGAGGAGGUAUCUUUCGAGCGAAGAUGAAAUUUCCCAACGACUACCCUCACGGCCCUCCUACGCUCAAGUUCGAGACACCCAUCUUUCAUCCGAAUGUAUACGAGAACGGCAACGUGUGUAUCAGCAUUCUGCAUCCGCCAGAGGAAGACCAGUACGGCUACGAGUCUGCCUCAGAACGAUGGUCGCCUGUGCAGACUCCAGAGACGAUCCUCCUAUCCGUAAUCAGCAUGCUGAGCAGUCCUAAUGACGAGUCGCCUGCGAACAUCGAGGCUGGAAAGCUUUGGAGAGAAGACAAGAAAGAGUUCAAGAAGAGAGUGAGGAAAUGCGUUCGCGACUCGCAAGAGAACGCCUGGGAUUGAUAUGAACGGACGAUACCCCGGCGACGAUCGACGUUCGGCCAACGCCGCUGCUGAAUAUACACAUUUGCCAAUGUAUCGUGAACCAUACUGAUCAUCU